Molecule: messenger RNA, 1295 nt
Organism: Oenanthe melanoleuca
Lineage: Eukaryota; Metazoa; Chordata; Aves; Passeriformes; Muscicapidae
Exons: 3
Coding region: 1-783 (260 amino acids)
Source: RefSeq, a predicted model, not a curated record
AUGGUAGCGGCACGAAAGGAGGCAGCAAGGGAAAAUAAAAAACAUCUUCCAGUAGCGAGGGGAGGGGGAGGGAAAGGGAGAGAGGGAGGAAAGGAGGAGGAGGAGGAUUCGCCUUUUAACCGGAGAAAAAUAAAAUCAAAAAAUAAUCGCGUGUGUGUCGUCCCCCCCCUCCCCGGUUGCCUUUUUUGUGCAGUUUCAGCAAAGCUGCGAGGAAGUUGGUCCUUUUGUUCCACUAUUUAUAGAUUGCGUCAACAUUGCGAAAAGGAGAAGGCGGAGCGGUGGCACUUACUCCUCGCCGAGGGGUGGUGGGGGAAGAUAUCGGGGUGGAGGGGCGGGGCGGGGGGGGAACGUACAAACCCAGCGAGUACAAGCGACUUCAGCGCUCUCCCCCACCCGCCGCCGCCGCGACCACGGGGGGAACCGGGCGGUGCAGCGGCAGCGGCGGCGGCGGCGGGGAGAACCGCGCCGCUUCCCCGCCCGGCCGCCGCCGCACAGCACCGCCCCGCGGGCGGCGAGGCGAGCGCGCCGAGCCGAGCGAGCGGCGGGGCCACGGGGAGGGGAGCGCCCGCCUCUCGGCUGGGCGCUGAUCGGCUCGCCCGUGCCCUCCGUCUCCCGGCGGAACCUGUUGCGACCCUCUCGGCUGGGAGCUCCGAGGGCAGGUGCACGCACCGCCCGGCUCCGUUUUCUUUACGAGGCCGGUGGGUUGUCACCGCAGGGUUAGAGAGGAGCUGGAGGGAAGGAGGAAAGCUGGAGACGUGCGUGACCGUGACACCGCUUGUGUGAUCGCCCUAAAAAUACCUCUGAUGGACCCGUGGGCGAUUCUUGCCCAGCAGGAGCACAGCCGUCGAACUGGGCGACGUUUGGGGGUUUUUCCCCUGCUCCUUGUUUUCGUGAGUUCUAUGGGCGGAUGAGUUCUUAUGCUUCGGACAACAGAUGCCUUCGCGAUGAUGAUUUUCUGGGGGAGAGUGCUAUUCCCUCUGAACUCUCCCCCUCCUGCUCCGCCCAACCCACGCACGGUCCCUACUUGCGGGGGAGCUCAGGUAAUGCCUGAGGAAAGCUCCGAGCGAAUAAAAUAAAUUCCGUUAGUGUGGUGCCUUUCUUGAAGCGUCCCCUGAAUGCCGGGCUUUCCUCUCCUCUACAACUUCGCCGCCAGAUCUCCGUCCCACAUCGCUGCUCUUGCUUGCAGCAAGCUUGCUUGCUCAUCUUCCGUGGGCUCUCCGUGGGGACUGCGGCUACUCUUUUCUCCUUCUGCUGAGGUUGCAAAAAAAAAAAGAAAAAAAAAAAAAAAAAAAAGA